Messenger RNA from Triticum turgidum subsp. durum (durum wheat), 1500 nucleotides. NCBI's taxonomy places the organism in Eukaryota, Viridiplantae, Streptophyta, Magnoliopsida, Poales, Poaceae. The record is from the annotation of a GenBank genome assembly.
AUGAGGGAAGGCAAGCCUGAUCCGGCCAUCGCCGUCUUCCUCGCCGCCCUCUUCGUUGCGUCGGCGGUGCCCCUGAUCAACGGAGCCGACGGGGAAGAGCCCGUAACGCAGCUGUCGAACGGCUUCACCGCGACGCACUUGGCCGACGCGCCGGGGCGGUUCGAGCCGGUGCUGUACUCGCACAACGGCGUCUUCGCCUUCGGCUUCCUCCGCGUCGGCUCGGCGUCCCUGGACCUCGCCGUCGUCCACCUACCUUCGUCCUUCCCACUCUGGCGUGCCACGCCGGACCGUGUCGCCGACUGGUCGCGGCCGGCUACGCUCUCCUUCGACAGCCGCCUGGUCCUCACCGUCCCCAGGGUCGGCGAGCUCUGGAGCACCCUCAACGUCGUCGGCGAUACGGUCGCGCUCCUCAACUCGUCCGACCUCGUCAUCCGGCUCUUCAACGGGCGCGGUACGCCUUGGCGUAGCUUUGAAAACCCAUCGGACACGCUCGUCCUAGGCCAGAACUUCACCAUGUCCUCGCCGCCGCUCAUCUCCAAGAACCGCCGCUUCUCUCUGCGGUUCGCCAAGACGUACAUGGCGCUGUACAUGGAGUUCUACGGUGGAAGCAAGAGGCCGAUGUACUGGCAGUACACGGCUCGCGAGGCCCAGCCAGAGAACGCAACGCAGCCGCCGGUGUACGGACGCCUGGACAGCCGCGGCUUCUUCGGGUUCUACCUCCUGGGUGGCGACCAGAGCGUCGACAUGCUUGCGUUCGACACAUUCGUCCGGAACCUCACCGGCGCCUUUCGGCGGAUGACCCUGGACGACGACGGCAACCUCCGCGCAUACUACUGGACAGAGGGCUCCAAAGCUUGGACCUCCGACUACAAGGCCAUUUCCGGGCCGUGCGAGCUGCCGACCUCGUGCGGCGCUUACGGCCUGUGCGUGCCCGGAGGAGCGCCCAGGUGCCAGUGUCUCAUCAACAGCACCGCACCGAUCGCCCCGCAAUGCCGCGCCGAGGAGUCCACCGACCUCUGCGGGGGCGGCGGGGGGCAGCUGUUCGACGUUGUGCGGCGGAACCGGGUGUCACUGGCGUACAAGGAGCAGCUGCCGUUCGAGACGUACAAGACGGCGGCGGAGUGCGAGCAGUCGUGCGCGGCCAGCUGCAGCUGCUGGGGCGCGGUGUACAACGGCGGGAGCGGGUACUGCUACCUCGUCGACUUUCCCGUGGAGACGGUGGUGUACGAGGCCGACGACCGGAAGGUGGGCUAUUUCAAGAUCAGGAAGGCGCGACAGCAUAGCGCAGCGGGGCGGGGCAUGUCGCCAGGCGUGACAGCCGCGGUGGUGGUUGCGUCGCUGGUCCUGGCGAGCCUGGCCGUGGCCGGGGCGUACGUCGGGUGGCAGCGGUGGCUGCGGCAACGGCGGGCUGGCGGUGUGGGGAUGGAGCAGGAGCUGACGCCGGGCCAUUACAGGGACCUCAAGUCCAUGGACAGCCCAAACAAUUCCUUCAAGACGUGA